AGCGCGCGUGCGCAUGUAUAUGUACAUACAUUCGUACACGACCACACAUACACAAUCCUUUUCUUUUAUCUUCCUUUCUUUCAACAAUAUACGUAAAUGUGUGUAAUUUAUCCUUAUUCUCUUGUAUAGCUAUGCUUGAAUUUGUGUACAUAUACUGUUAAUUCUUAUUGCAUAGUACGUUCUAUCGUUUCUUCUCCUCCACCUUUCUUCCACUCUUUUCUUCAGAUUUAUUCUUCUCAUUUUCGGAUAGAAUACUAUUUUUGAUUUUGUACCGGAAUAUUCGAAAUGAAUUAUCUGUGCAUUGGGAACACCAUAUGUAUAUAUGAGUAAUUUUUAGUGAAGUUUCAACAUUUGUAUUGGCAAUAUUUUUUUCUUCGGAAGCUAGAUUUGAUUUCUUCAAAAAUGCUUCAGUAUUUAUUUGUGAAAAUUUCCUUAGAAUUAAUCUGAUUUGAAUAAUAUCCUUUUAAAGUGAUACUCCUUUGUAUGAUACAUUUAAUUAGUCUCUUACAUAUACUAUUAAUUUUAUAAUGUUCGUUUAUAUUAUAAACCACAUUCUAUCCUUUCUUCCUCUCCCCUGUCUACCUUUUUCUACCACCUCUUCCUUUUCAUAUUUAUUCUGUUUAUUCUUGAUAUAAGAUAAACAAGGAGAUAAUAGAAAAAGAGAGAGAACGAAUACAUCUGCACCUGUAUCUAAGCCUAAACAGUUAUAUAGUGGUAUUACGAAGUGUACAAUAGUGAAAUCCAUGCAUUCUGAUAGCAUUGUAGCUGGAAACGAUUCCGUAAUAUGUGCUGUCCGUAUACGUCGCUCGUAAUGUUCAUCUGCAACAUUUAAGUGCGUUCUAAUCGGUCGUUCGUUCAUUCGUUGGUCGUUCUCAUCGAUUCAUUUUAUCCGUGCCGUGGUAGUUUUAUUUGUUUCACUUGUUCUUCGGCCCUUCGGGCGCAAUUAUACAUGUUCUCUCGUUCAUGUUUCUUCUUGCAGUUCCCAAACAAGUCUUGUCGCCGUUCACGCAUAUUUUAACCUGUGUUCUAAGAUUUUCAAGAAUAACCGUGCUUAAGUGGUGCUCCAUGGUGUUUAGAAGUUACCGACCGAGUGUAUUACUUCUAUUUUCUGGCUACCUGCGUAUUUAGAUUCGUGUACUCGUGUUUCUUUUUGCCUGCGACGAUUUUUAAAAAAGUGUCGUCUCAACGAACUUCUGUGUGUUUUCGUGAUAUAUUGCAACACAAGUGUUCCUCGCAAAGUUCUUUCCUUUGAUACACGAGAAUCGCAUUUUAUAAUGAUGUCCCGGAGCAGUGGUGAGAGUGCUGAAGAGUAUUCAAGAUCCUGAAAUAGCGAAUCUAAUAAUAGGCGAUAUCUUAUUCCGACCACUUUUCGUGUGAACUUGAAGAGAUAACAACGUGCAGCGUGUGAUUAAUUAACGAACAAAAUCAAACACUGCCGGGGAUAUUGCCGCUGCUGCCAUUGUCAGCGCUACCGAGAUUCAAGAACGAGUUGAUGUCUAAAGAUGAAAUGUCCCUAUAUGCCAAGUAAUUCAUCCACCAAAUUAAAAGCUAUGGUUGAACAUUAAGACGAGGAAGAGAACAAAAUUAUUAACUCCAAGAGUACAAAAAAACUAAGAAACGAAUGGAAACGAAACGAAGGAAGUACACAGAAGAAACAAAAGAAGAAUAGCGUUACUGGUGGAAAGAAGGGAUCGAAUGGCACAAACUUUAAGAAGAAAACAACAACGAUUCGGAUAUCUUUGAUGCAACCAGUUGUCGUCAGUUGCUGUAUGCGCUGAAACUGUGCGCGUAUGUGUUUCUCGUUCUGCCAUCUUGAAAGUCAUCCAAUUUCUUUCUCUUGGUAGCGCGCUGGGUCACGUGUACCGGAAGCGUGCACGGUGCGUGCAUCGUACACGCACUGUGCUAGGGUACUAUGAAACGAAGGAACAUCGGGUUGAAAAUAAAACCAACAAAACAACACGAUAAUAGCACACGAUAGAAGAACUGCAUAAUGAAAGCGAGUUUGACGAUAAAUUUGUUUUAUUGCGGGAGUGAUAACGAGUGGUGUAGCAGCAGUAGUAGCGGUAACAGCAGUAGGAACGACAACCCCGAAAUAAACACAGAUGACACUACUAGCAGUAAGAAAAACGGAUAUGACAAUGGUUUUAACGGCAACGAUGAACCGCGAGUGGAAUAUAGUGUGGAAGUUGUUAAGUGUGAGCCACGUGGCAACAGUGAUGAUGAGAUUGUCGAGCAGUUGUAUUUCAGCGAGGUGUACUCACACUGAUUUGUGAGUACUAGUAGAGAAAGAGAAAGCGGGAGACAGAGAGAUAGAAGCCACCAAGACUCUCGUGGAGAGCGGGGCACAGAAAGAUAUGCGGACCUUUGUGCGAACAGCUGAACCGGAAGUUGUGAGAACAAGUGGAGUGCAACGCGCUCCGCCUAAUCGGUGAUAGGGUCAGUCGGUUAAAAGAAGACAAAAUUGGCAUUCGCAGCGACGGCAACGCGGCAUCUUUCACGAUUACCUUUUUCUCUCAUCCCUUCCCUCUUUUUCUUGUUUCGUUUCGUUUCACCUCGUUUCCUUUCUCUCUCUCUCUUUUUCUCGAAACUCUUUGACUCGACUCUCACUCAUUUAUUUUAUAUAUGUAUAUACUGUUCUACUCUCUGUUGAUUACCGAAAAGUCUCACCUUUUUAUUUCUCGAUCGAGUAACGUUCGUUAAGUAUAUAUCGUAUAAUGGUGACACACGCAAUUAAAACGUUGGAAGGAUAAUGCAAAUGAAAAUUCGUCGUAUAGAAGCCGCGUCGCGUUCCCCCACAAUAAUGAAGAAAUCGUCGCUGGAGCAACAGCGCAAGAAAGAAAUUUGAAAAGUCGGUUAAGUUGUGUUACGAGUGUACGAAACCGAGUGGCGUGGAACGCAUGAAAGUGUAUGUAAGCUAACAGAAGAAGAGAAAGAGAGGGAAACAACGAGCGAACAACAGAGAAGAAGGAAGAGGUAGUGAGAAAUAAAAAGAAACAACAACGUCACAACGAAGAAAUGAAGACAGUGUGAGUAAUAGUGGAAGCAAGAGGGAAAUGAUAAAGAAAAAGAAAGAGUUUACGAAGGGAAUAGCUUAGUGAGAAGAGAAGCAAAAAGUUCGCGCGACGUACAGUAUAAUGUGGAGUAGCGUGUUUCGCAAAAGUUUUUAAAAAGUCGAUAUAGAAUUUAUAAAUAGAUCGGUUGAUAUACUCACAUAUGUGCACGCGUACGCAUGUGUGCGUGAUUACGCGCGCACAUGUACGUGAUUUGCACUCGAGACUGAAGCGGUGAAUUAUUCUCGCACGGAUUGACUACUCGUGGGGGAAAUUUGAGAUCCGGCUUACCUUCCACAGCUGACGUCAUUACCGUACACAAUGCGCUAGGGGUGAUGGAGACAGUGAGCAAGCAAGUCCAAGUAGUGAGCGGACUGGGGGUGGGGGGUCCAGUGGGCCCGGUGGGUCCAGUGGGGGCAGAUUUGCAUCACCAUCAUCAUCCUCACCCCCACUCUCAUCCUCCACACCCACAUGCCCACCCCCACGGUCAUCCUCACGGACCCCAUGGCCACUCACUGGUCGGCGUAACGUCGACCCCUGGCAGGGGUCAGACACAACCACCGGUCUCGCAUAACCAGCAUUUACCCGCGAGAUCUACUCCUGUACAGCUGCAUAGGCCGACGCAGAGUUAUGUCAACAUCAAGAGCAGCAGCCCUGUAUCUCCACGAACGAUAGGAACAGGAGUGACGUAUGUGCAGGGCGGUGCGGCUUCAUCUUCAGCAACAGCAGCGGGGACAGUCGGAAGUGGAAGUGGCGGAGGUCCUUCAAUCGGUGGCGGCGGUAGCGGUGGAGGAGGCGGUGGUGUUAACAACGCCGGUGGCGCGAACAGCGGUACAGGAGUCGUCGGGGCUGGAGCUGGUGCUGGUUCCGUUGGAAACGUAGCACCAGUCGGAAAUGGUAACAACAACGGUACCAAUAACAGCGCCGGUGCGGGGAGCAAUAGUGGCGGAAAUAGCGGUGCAGUGGGUGGUGCACCAGGAGGUUACGUUGCUGUGCCCAUGGCUGGUAGCCUGCGGUAUAUCCAUCCGUACCCGUCGACGCCUACGUCGGCGUCGGUGCCGGCUGUAGCGACGAUGGUCACAUCGGCCUCGUCGGCACCGACUCCAAUACCCGUUCCAGCACCCGCAGCUGCACCUGUCAAUCCACCUACAGUUAGUCAAACACCACCACCAUCGCUUUCGGGAACGUAUGCCACAAGAGAUGGUGGAUAUCGCGGCGCCACCACGAAUGUGAACGAGAGGAUUGCCAUUAGCGUGAGCAGUAGUCCCCUGUCGCAAAUAGGAGUCGGUGUUGGAGUAGUUGCAGCCGAAUAUGCGGCGAAUAGCGGUAUAGGUAGUGGUAUGGCUGGUGGAAGAGGGGACAGACCGAGGAUAUCUCUUUUACCACCUGCUUCGGUGACACCAACACCUUCACCAACAGCACCAGAUUAUCAGCACGUGUCCAGUGCAAGAAAUUCACGAAUAGCCCUGAUGCCCGUCCAGCCGGAUCAGUAUUGCAACCGUACGGCCGUUGAAAUGGCCAAUCUGCAGGAGGCGCCGCCCUUCAAGAAGAUACGCCUCAGCCAACCGACUCAGAUUCAAUUGCAAUCCCAAUCGCAAUCUCGCUGUCAUAGUUUGUCACCCGCUGACCCGUGCGUUAAGCAGGAGCACGUGGUGCAGUUGCAGCAACCACUUAGGAUAGACACUAGGCAGCCGGCAACAGAAGCGUAUACACCCCAAACUGAAGCGAUUUCACCUACGCUUCCGGAACCGAAUACGCAAGAAGAUGCGCAGUUCAGAAGCACCAAGGAUGAUCUUCUACAGCAAAUCUCCAAGGUUGACAGAGAAAUUGCAAAAAGGGAGUCUCAGAUAAAUAAGCUUCGGAAAAAGUUAAAGGAAUUGGAAGAGACAGCUAAUAAACCUCUAGAAGCUAGCGGACUUAAACGACAGGUUGAGGAACAGUCUCAGCAACCAAAGCAUCAGUCUUUGGCACAAAAAAUUUAUGCUGAGAAUAGGAGGAAGGCAGAAGAAGCUCACAGACUUUUAGAGAGGCUAGGUCCAAAAGUGGAACUACCUUUAUACAAUCAGCCAUCAGAUACAAGCGUGUAUCAAGAAAAUCGAACAAAACAUCAAACGUGUAUGAGAGCAAGGCUUAUAGCGAGGCUUCGACGAGAACACGCUGAACGCGCAUCUCUCCAUCGACAACAGUCACAAACGUAUGCUAUUUUGGUACAGGAGUGGCAUCGUAAAGUAGAGCGAUUGGAAGCAACGCAGAAAAGGAAGUCGAAAGAAGCGAAGAAUCGCGAAUUCUUCGAGAAAGUGUUUCCAGAAUUGCGGAAACAAAGGGAAGACAAAGAGCGUUUUAAUAGAGUCGGUGCACGUAUCAAGAGUGAAGCUGAUUUGGAGGAAAUUAUGGAUGGCCUUCAAGAACAAGAGAUGGAAGAUAAAAAGAUGCGCUCGUACGCAGUAAUACCUCCAUUGUUGUUGGAUACAAAGCAGAGACGAAUCGCAUUUCAAAAUCGAAAUGGUCUUCUUCAGCCGGAAGAAUUAGAGGCUCUUCACAGUGAACGAAAGUUAAUCAACGUAUGGAGUUCUGUGGAGCACGAAUUGUUUAAAGAAAAAUAUCUACAACAUCCUAAGAACUUUGGGACGAUAGCUCAAUCUUUAGAACAUAAGUCCGUUCCAGAUUGUGUGCAUCAUUACUACCUCACUAAAAAAGCAGAAAAUUAUAAGCAGCUCUUGCGAAAGUCGCGGCAACGAACACGUAGCUCUCGAAAUAAUCCUAAUAAUAAAGUAAAUAAUAGCAGUUCAAGUAUUGGAAAUCUAGACAUUUUAACUACAGGUGUGACAACAAGGUUGCAACGUGAGCAACAGCAAAAAACACAAGAGAAUCCUCAAAAUAGUUCAGCAGGGACAUCAAGUACAACGACGACGACGACUACGACUACGUCAAGUGUAUCAACUGCUGUUGCAACAACAAUAGCGACCACUUCGACGACUCCUUUAAAUUCAUCAACGUCGAGUAUAUGUUUAACGACGGACUCUGUAAUAGCAUCAACGACAGCUACAACGACAUCCGUGUUGAGCACCACGACAUCGUCUGUCGCGACGUCGUUGACGACAACAAGCGCGAAGGAUAACAGGGAAAUCAAUAAAGAAAACAAAGAAAGUAAAAUGGAAUCGAAGGAGUCGCACCUUAUUAAAGUCGAAGUGAAAGAGGAGCCCCAAUUAAGUUCCGAAACGGUGUCAGGAAAGGACGUCAAAGUAAUGGAAGUAAACAACAGCGAUGGUGGAAGCGUGGUAACCGCGAGUAGGAUAAAAGAAAAAAAGAAAGAUAAUCAUGCCAACCCUAUGGAAACCAGCGACGAGGAAGCCCAACCGAUGGACACCAUUGGUGGCAGACAGAUCGGUCCGCACGCCUGCACAGUUUGUCAAAACAUCGUCGAAGGAAAUACGCAGAGCAGAGCAUUGCCACGAAGUCAAGCGUCACAGUAUGGACUACGAGAGGAUCAAGUAGCACCUGGUGCACGCGUGUGCAAUACCUGUAGGUGCAAGGCCGUCAGAGGACGGUACACUGCGUGCCCAUUGCCCGGUUGCCCAAAUCUGAACAACGCUAGCUCGAAAACGAGGGUGAAGAGAUUGCGAGCUUUACCUGCCAAAUGGCUCGAUUUACCUGCUGAAAUUCGCGAUCCAAUUAUUCAAGAGUUUCAAAUACCAAGUAGCGCGACGAAAUGUUGCUCGGCCUGUUUCAAUCGAAUAUCUCGUCGAUUGGCACCGCAUCUAACCGGUGGUACUGAAGUGCCCGAGGGCUCAGCCGAUUCCCUUGCUCGACAAUGGACGGAUGAGGAACUGGAACAACUAAGGAGAGCCCUUCGAGAGCACGGUACCAACUGGGUGAAGGUUGCCGAGCAAAUAUCUGGAAAGACGAACCAUCAAUGCAAAAAUUAUUAUUUUGCCUAUCGAAAGAAGCUGAGUUUAGAUCAGGUUGUAGCAGAAUAUUAUCAGUCAUUGGGCGAAGAGAGGAGACCUUGUUUAACGGACGAAGAAGAAAGUGGUAGCAGUACGAGUAGCUGUGACGAGUUGGCGGUCCAUGAUUCGAGCGAUACAGCCAGUGCAGGUAGUCCAGCGAACAAUUUGUCCAGUGGAACACCAGGUACACCGGGUGCCACGGCAUCCUCGAAUCUGCCAAUAUCCUAUUCGCGAUCGACAGACCAGAAGCUUGGUGACAAGUUAGUAGCGGAUAUCGCUGUGGUAUCAUUGGUACCUCCGGUGAGCAUAGGCCCAUCGCAACAGUCUUCCACCAGUGGAAGUAGCAACGCUGCUUCGGCUGGCACUAGAGAAGAUUAUGAUAGUUCUGCCACGGAGACAGCGGACGAAGGUCAGGGAGGAACCGAUCUAGAAAAUAACAGCGUAGUCGUUACGUUAACAACUGCCAAUAAUUCCACGACGCUGCAACAACAGCACCAGCAAUCGCAUCAACAGGUGCCACCGCCUUCACAUUCUCCACCAUCCACUACCAGCAACUCCAAUCCUCUCACCGUGAAGGAUCUUAUGCUUGGCGUUAUUGAGAUGCAACUGAAACGUAAUCCUAACAGUCCAGCUGGUACCGGUGGUUCGUCGAUACCAGUCAACUCUGGAACACCAACGAUAUCGAGUAUAUUAAAAACGGAUCAUAGGAACGAUAUCACCUUUGUAAGAGAAUAUAAACCGUCGGUCACUAUGGCAAAUGCUAGUAUGCCAAGGGACUCGAAUUUGGCUACUUUGUCGGUAGUAUCUGGUCCUCACCAUGGACACCGAUCUGCUCCUAGUCCUCAGCAAAUUGGUCAAAUGCAAGCAACUAUUACUCCCUGUCCACCGGCGCCAUCGAGCAGUCAGUCAUCGACAUCGGAUAUACUUCCAAAGGAAGGAUUAGUCGUGAUGCAAGUACAACAGGCGCUACGGGAAAGCACCGAGGGCACACUAGAUCUGAGUAUCAAGAAACCAAGGCAGCAACAAGAAUACAAUCAUUCCCUGCAAACGCUUCACAAACCACCAACCGUUACACUCUACCGGCCAGAACCUCCACCAGGGGCUUACUAUCAUCCUCACGCUCACCCAGAACAAGGACGCGGCGCGAAAAGUCCUCUGGUAUAUGCCUCCUCGCCACGACCUCAAGCACCUCUUACACCUAAGAUGAAUAAAGUCUCGGUCCCACCGCCGCAUCCUAAAUUGUCACCCAAGUUGGGCGCGAUAGGGACAACGAGCCACAAAAGUGGUUCCAUUACACAUGGUACUCCAGUGUCCACUGCACGUUACGAGGGCCUUCUUAGACAGAUGACUCCUCCAGGAAACCCUGGUAACGCCGCUGGAACGCCCAGUGUGCCCAGUGGCGCCAGUGCAGUGAACGCUCCCAGCAAUCAAGGACCUAAAGAAACGGGAUCCAUAACUCAAGGAACACCUGUUCAUCCUUUCGCGGUGGAUAAGCGCGCGCCAAUGUAUGAUUAUCACCGCACCAUUAGACACUCACCUGUAACAACCGGCAAUAUUCCUGGCCAAGGUCAGGCCCAACCUGGAACGGCAGCAGUGGUAGUGACCCAUAGCAAUCAGUAUAAUUCUUAUUCGGGACGACCACCUCCUAGUUACACCAUGGAACAACAGCUGUCUUCGAGACAGAUAAUCAUGAACGAUUACAUAACCAGUCAACAGAUGCAUGCGCGUAGUCGAAGCGUUGGUACGUCUGAAGGUAGUAGUAAAAACGAAGCACCAUCUACGUUGUACUAUACCAGCACACCCCCGCCACAGACCCACACGCAGCCUCGACAGGGUGUGAUACAGAGGCAUAACCCACAAAAACAGAUCCAUUUUCCGCCGCCACCGGGACUGGAGGCGUUCUCCAGUUUAGUGGAUGUCGCAGUACAACAACCAAGUCUUCCGGUUCCCCAUCCUCAUGGACAUCCUGCAUCUGGUACCAGCAGUCACGAAGGUCUUGGUAAGACCAUGGCAGAUAGAUUGUUGGCUGAUCGUUAUGGGGAUAAGCAUCGUCUAGCCAUGCAUCAAGAUCAUAGAAUGACUGUAGCUCAUCAUCAUCAGCGUGACAGAGAAAGAGAACGAGAUCUGGUUCACCUGCGCGAGAAGGAAGAAUAUAGACUACAAAGAGAGAAAGAAAUUCAACAGGAGCACAGAUUGGCUCAGCAGAGGGAGAAGGAUGUGCAGCAUGCUGAACACAGGCUAUCGAUACAGCAACGAGAGAAAGAUAUGCAACAUACUGAACACCGUCUUACCGUCCAUCAACAGAGAGAGAAAGAGAUUCAUCAGCAAAUGGCAGCAGCUGCUGCUCAACGUGAGAAAGAACAUCAAGAGCAUCGUUUGGCUGUGCAACAGCAGAGGGAGAGAGAUUUGGCACAUUUACAGCAGCAACAGCAACAGCAACAGCAGCAGCUACAACAGCAUAUUCAACAACAACAGAGGAUGGAAGCUGAAAGAAGACACAUGGCUCAGCUGUACAGAGAUCAACAGCAGCAACAGCUUGAUAGGGACAGCAGACUAAUAAGUACUGGGUUUACUCAAUCCUCGAGACUUCAGCAACCACAACAAUCCCAACAACAACAACAACAACAAUCAUCCUCUAGACAAAACCAGUCCUCCAAUCAGCAGCAAAACGAGUCAGCAUCUACGUUAACUGCUGCCAGUCUGAUAGAUGCUAUUAUAACACACCAAAUUAAUCAGAGUGUCGAAAACACUGGUGGAAAUUCUCAACCGCAGCGACCUGGUGAUCGUCUUUUCCAGAAAACUUUUCAGGGAUUUCACCGGGAAGCCCCAGUAGAACCAAAUGGGAUGGCUCAUAGUCCUGCCGGCGAGGGGAAUGGUGGCAACAACGGAGCUGGGAGCGCAGGUGGCAAUGGAAGUGGAAAUAAACCGAUCACUCUUGGAGAACACGUUGACCAUAUUGUUUCUAAAGAUUAUGGUCCACCACAUUCCUCAUAUAGAUCGUACAGCGGGUAUCAAAUUUCGGAAGAUCAGUGGAAGAGGCGAAAAACUAGCGAACCCGAUUCCGUUAAAGCCGGGGACGAGCGUCAGAUAAUUCGAGUCACGCAGCAACAAUCGCAGCAGCAGCAGCAACAGCAGCAGCAGCAGCACCAACAUCAACACCAACACCAACACCAACACCAGCAUCAGCAACCAGCAUCAUCAGUAGGAAAACAAUUCCACUCAGUCGAGCCUGUUUCGCCACCAGAACCAGGUACCAAUCAUUACGGUCGUCGCCUGUAUGAAACAACCACUGCCACAUCAACUUCCGGAACUCCUUCCAAUAAGCCGCACCUUUCACCUCUGGAUUACGUUAAGAACAAGAUCGUUGAAGUGAUGCGUACAUCAGAGGACGAUAAAGGAGGUAGCGUAACUGACAGAAACGGAGGAAACGUAACGAGCGGAGAAAAGGACGACAAAAUCGGAGGGAACGUGGAAAGCCCCUCGAGUGGAGAAAUGAUGGUCGACGAGACUCCGAAUCAAACUCCUCAACCACCAGCACCGGCACCCACUACCACCUUUUAUCCAUUCAGCGCUUUAGGCGUUCACACUGGCCCGCCGCCAGCGCCACCACCCCCGACUUCCGGAUCAGCCUCUGUGACAAAGUCUGAGCAAAUGCAAGCCGAGCCGGCACCAUUGCUUUCUGCGCAGUACGAACCACUUUCUGACGAGGAUUGAUAGUCUAAUAAUUUAGGAACGUGUACAGCAAUCUGUACUGAUCGACGCUCUGAGUAUAUUCUUCUUAGGGUAUUUAUGUGGUUUGUUUAUCCUGGAUGAAAAUCAUAUUCAGACUACGACAAUGAAUGUUGAAUAUUUCACAAUUACCAAUAUCUUUUCUCGGGCGUUAGCCACUGCGUUCUAACUGGUCGUGUCCAAUAGUUCUUCUCAAAUGAUAAACAAGUCAAAGGACCUUUUCUCUUAUUUCGUUCCGUUUCGUUCCGUUUUUUCAUUUCCAUUCUCUUUUUUCUUUUCCUUUUUUUAUCAUGAACUCUAUCAUAUUCCGCAAAUAGAGAUUAUAGUACGAUGUUUUUAUAUAUAUGAAUAGAGUUUAUUUUAUAAAUUUCAUAUUCCGUCAGUGUAUUCUUUUAGUCGAGGAUCGUUUCCGUACUCUCUGUGUACAUGUAAAUGCGGUUGUUUUACGGAAACGUUAUUAUUUUUUUAAUACUCGUCCCAACGCACGAGAAACGAUAACAGCGUAAUUUUAAUUAAUAAUUGAUAUUUUUUUACGCAUUACUUAUUCUCCGCGCUAAUCUGUACGUAAACGUUGUGUAUAAUUAUCAGCUAGAUUAAAUAUAAUUAUUUCUGUUUUCACCGCCACUUCUUUUUGUUUUUUAUAAAAACGCUAUGAUUUUUUUAAGAUAUCAUUCGCUUCUAACUUAUACUAGUUACUUAUACAAAACGAGGAUUUUUUAAUUUCAAAACGGCGCAGAGGAAUCUAUACAGAUGUAAAAUUAUUAAAUCUUCUGUAAUACACAUAUCGUCGUGAUAUUUAAUUUUUUUAUUGAAUUUGAAAAAAAUAUAAGAACAGCGUGUAGUGAAAUUUUGGCUAAAAGCGAAAAUUGUUUUUAAUGCUCAUAAAAGCUUCUGAGUAGUGUUCAGUCGUCUUUCUACACGUAAUUUUGCGUCUAAUUAUAGAAAGAAAGUGUGCAUCGUACGCAAGUAUUCGAUCCUUUCCAGAACAAGACUAUCAACAAAGAUUAAGCGAAUAGAAUCGACCUGUAGAACGUCCAGGCUAGCCCAAGUUCACAAUGGAGACGCUUUUUUGUACAUAAUGAAUGAUAUAUAAUCGUUAAACGACGAUACAACGUUAGAAAGGCAUACGUGUUUUUAUUUGGAAUGAAUCUGUGAUGUGUUUGGGAGUAUACAAAAAUAGCUUCAUCUGUUAAUACCAGUGCGAAGAGAUCGUAGCCUCAAAUUUUGACGAAAAGUCAAUAUGGCGGACGUGUAAGGACAUAUAAAAUGCAUCCUCGCACAGGUUGACGGUGUACUGUCUUAUCGAGAUCAUAUUUAAAUGUUCUCUCCUUGGUGAAGUGGGUUUUAAACAAAACAACAAAAAAAAGUGUAAUUCUAAGUGUUGUACAUAGUACACAAUAUUAAUUUCUAAGUUGGACAAGUAGGUAUAUGAUGGCUAGUUUAAUCGUAUGCUAUAUUGUAAGAAUCUAGAUUUAGCGUAAGUGAUGUAGCUAGCAUUUAGGGAUUAGACGCCAUGAACUGACUAGGGAAAGAACUUCCCGAACUACUUCUCUUAUUAAUAAUAAAAAGAAGAAGAAGAAAGAAAGAAAGAAAACGUAUACAGGCGAUUAUAAAUGAUCAAUGGGAAGAAUGAUCAUCCGUCACAUGCAAGCGAAUGGAUGUGAAUUUUAUUUUAUUUGAUUGAAAUUAUAGAACCUGUACGCUCUGACUAUCAAACAAACAAGAAAAAUACAUUACGCAGUUAUACACGUUGCAAAACACAAGUUACAUUUUCACUUACUCAGAUAAAUACAUAUACAUGCAUACAUACAUCGGUGAAGACACGUGUAACACAUAAAGAAUUUUUAUAUAGCCUAAUUUUAUAUUUGUAUGCAAAUGUAAGUUGAACCGUGCGGUCUGCUCCUUUAUUUAGUCACGCGACACUCGAAACGAGAACCUUAGUCCCCUUGUCAUAAGAAAAAUAUUGCUUUUUAUUGCAAAUAUUUGCUGCACCGGAAAUCACUUCUAUCAAACGAGUAUAUAUACAUAUAUGUAUACAUACAUACAUAACACACAUACGUAUCUAUGUAUGUAUGUAUAUGCUUAUUAUAUACAUACAUUUAAUAUAUAUGUAUAUUCCUUCGUAUUUUAUUUCUUUACACACUUUUUUAUAAUCAAGCUCAUGAAAGCUCUCGAGAAAAAAAAGCAUUCAGUCGGACAAUGCGAGUGCCUCUAUACAUUUGCGCGAACUAUUUUUACCAAAAUGUAAACAUAGAUUUCGUUGUCUCUACAUUGUGGGUCGCGAUUUCAUCAUCUUCUUUUCGCUUUAUAUGUUUACAUCGUUUCGUUUCCGCAAGGAUCAUAUCGGAGGAGUAUCCAAUAUUAUAUGUACAUACUGCACACGCGUGAAAUAUUUGUUCAAUAGAGAAUGUUCGAACUAUAACGUCGGUGAAAUAGAGUUCGUUUGCAUCUAUAUAUAUAUAUAUACAUAUAUAUAUACAUAUACAUAUAUAUAUAUUAUAUAUAUACAUAUAUAUAUACAUAUACAUAUAUAUAUAUUAUAUAUAUAUACAUAUACACAUAUAUAUUAUAUAUAUAUACAUAUAUAUAUUUAUAUAUAUAUAUGUAUGUAUGCAUGCAUGCAUGUAUGUAUGUACGUAUGUAUGUAUGUAUGUAUGUAUGUAUGUUGCGACACACGAUCGUUUCAGUAAAGCGGACAAUGUCCAAAAAGGGGAAAAAAUGGAACAAAUGUCUCGAAACCGAUGUUAUAAACGAAAAACAAAGAUCUUACAAAGCCUCCUUGACACGAUCACGAGUUGAUAAAAUAAUGAUUUUGAAAUUCAAAGACUUCUGUGUGUUGACCUUUGUUCGACGUUGUUUUUUCUAGCGAUUUUACUUUUCUUGAAAACGAAAAAAAGAACGAAAGGAAAAGUUUAGCUUUUCCUAUAGGCGUUCGUAUUAAACUUUAGCACAGGAAAUACUCCAUAGUUUAUAAACGAAUAGCAACGGUGGUAUCGGGACACUUCAGGAUUGCGAAUUCGUCGUUUACCUUUCGCGAGUUACAUGUUACCGUCAUUCGUCUAUAGAAAAAAAAGAGGAAGAGUGAAAGAACGAGAGAGAAAGAGAGAGAGUGUGUGUGUGUGUGUAUGCAAAACAAGAUCGUUUGAUAAAACCGUGUCUGUAAAUAAACGAACUUAUUAACCUUCGCUUCGCCAGUGGUCUCAUGUUAAGGAUUCUUAGUGUCUUUUCAACUUGCGACUUCGUAAAAAAGAGAACUUCUGUGUUCUAUGCCGCGAUUUUUACAUAUUUUUAAACGACAACGUAAAAAGGAGUCUUUAAAGAUCUCGGAUGUUAAGGAAACACGUGAUCAUCGAUGCAUCCAUGCCGACACACUGUCCUUUCUCAUGCUGUUGUGAUUAUAGUAAUAUCGCGUCAUUCGAAUGAAUUAUAUUACGUUUAGUUGGUAACACAGUAUCAAAUUAUGGUCACCAUCAUUAUUAUCUUUAUCUCUACAAUUACAAUUACAAUUAUAAUAUCCCGUCAUAUUGAUUAAUCCUGCAAUAGCAUUUUGUUUUUUGGGGUUAUCGAAAGCGGCAAUCUUCGCGAAUGUAAUUCCAAUGAUUUGCAUAAAUUGAUAUUCUGCGAUCUAUAAAUCAGUGUAACAGAUUUUUACCCUUCUUAUUUGGACAAAACUCACAUCAUUUCCUUUUUUCCAAUUUAAUUAACUUUCAAGUUAUUGACUUUCAUUGACUUUCAAAAAGUCAUGUAAGAUAUUCGAUUAUUUCUUGCAAAUCCAAAUGUAACAUCAUUAUACAUGAUUUCAAUGUUAUAUUUUUUUCGUAGAAAUUGUUUCUUAUACUUUUGUCAUGUCAUAAAGACCUUUCACUUCAGAAACUGGGAUCUUUUAUGUCCUAUACUAACUUGGAUCUUUUGCUGUUAACGAUGUGCCAUUGCAGGAUUAAUAUUGUUCUGUUCGAUCGUAGAAUCGUGAAUGUCAAACAGAGCGGGAUAUAAAAAAAAAGAAAUUUCUCUCAGCGUCUGAUAGUAAUUUAAAAUACUGUUCUGUUCAACGCAUAUAACGUAAAAACGAUAUUCAAAAUGAAAUGCGUUAAAAGAUGUCAAUCAGAGGUCAUCUUCUCAGUAUUAUUUGGAUAAUCUGCCCUGGGCGCAAGAAGGUAUUCGUGAGAAAAAUUAAAAUGACAAUAUACAGGGUGUCCGAGUCUUUUCCAGGCAAAUUUUAUCAGAAUGUUCUAUAGAUAUAAAUAAGAAAAGAAUGUUAUACAAAUAUAGGUCAUUCGAAGCUUUAUUAAAAUGUAAUAAUAAAAAUGAAAAAUAUAAAAAAACAAUACGUAAAAGUUAGAUCACCAGUAUCGGCUGACUUCACACCUCGAUACUUUCAUGUGUGAAUAACCUUAGAAGAAAAUACUUAUAUUAAACAAUUAUUAAUAUAUGUGAACGAAUACAAAGAUUUAAUUAAUUCACUGAGGUGGACUUCGUAGAUAAUUUUAAAUUGAGAUAGUAACACUUAAUGAUUACAUUGAUUGUGAACUUAUUCUUGUCUUAUAACAUAGUACAUUCAAAUCAGCUUCUUGAAAUUUUUCAAUAAAGCUUCGGACGACCUAUAUCUACGUAACAUCCUUUUCUUAUGUACACCUAACAAAGCAUGACCAGAAGAAAUUAGAAUACCCUGUAUAAACAUGUGUACACUAUAUAAAUUCACGCGAAGAAAAACACCAUGGAAAUUCUGCAGCUUCGCAUAAGAUAUACAGAGCAUUUAUUUUAGCCAAUGGUAAGGCGAUUCACAAUCAACAUAAAUCGUAUUAUUACGGAGCUUUACAUUCAUCGUACCAUCAAAGAAAUAAACAGCAGAAAAGAACAAAAAGAUAAGAGUAAAUUUUAGAUUAUACAAAAUCGGAGUCCUGAAGAAUACCGUGUUUAAAUGCUUCCAAUAAAUUAAACAAAUAAAAAACAAGAUAACAUAUAGAGAAUGGAAUAUUAGGACGAAACAAAUACAUAAACGGAAAAGUAUACCUAGUGUGAACGACAGCAAUUUCUAAACCGUGAUCCGAUUGUACUUUUCGAAGAGUGCCCUUGGCGUUUCUCUGCUUUCUUUCUGCUGCAUUAACGUAGAUUGUCGUAGGUCGUAGGUGAUCGAACGCUUUUACUUUUCUCGCUCGCCGCCUUAUCGAACUUUAUCAUCAAUAACUCCAUGUCUUCGGCCGUAAUACCAAACUUAUGAAAUAUACAUAUUGAGUAUGUAUAAUCACCAAAUUAAUACACACAAAAUUAUGUGUCUCUCAGAAACUACGUUGGUCAACUUCAUACAUCAAAAGAUAAAAAAAAGUGAUAGAAAAAUGUAUAUACCUUGCUUAUUUUACGAUUAUUUAUGUUAUAUUCUUACAGUGUACGAAUGAAAAAAUAAACUGACGAAAGUAAGUCAUUUUUUUUUAAUCAAGCUGGAUGCUAAUCACGUGCUCAGAGAAUGCAAUUCUAGAAUUUGAUGAAAAGUGGUGUUGAUCAAUUUGGCUCCUGAGAGCCAAAUAUAUGUGUGUACCGAACAAAUUUUUGUGAACUCUCUUUGAUCUAUGCGUCGAUCUUUGUACAUACGUACAAACACGACUCGACAUUGUGCAAUUGCGUGUAAAAAUAUUUUCAAGAUUAACGCUUGCUCAGGUCGAACUCUCGAGCGAUACUCUCGGAUGUUAAUAGCGGAAUCGAAUGUCCUAUAUUAGAGUUGGAGUUAGAAAGUGGAGUACGACAAUGGCAAUCCUCUUUUUUAGAUACUUCGCAACAUCGUAAGACAAAGUCAAGUGAAAAUAAAUAUACAUACACGAGAAAACACACAGACACGAUAAAAGAGAACAAAAAAGAUGAAAACUAAUAUUAUCGUUGACAUGGCAGGUAAAUCACAUCUAGACUAUUCUAUAGACUAGAAACGACGUAAGAUAUCGAUAAGACAUCGUGUGUAUGUACCUAUAAUCGUUUGCAACCUGAAGGGACAUCUAUCGAUUGAUGAUUCCUUUCACAUAAGGAAAUCUGUACAUAGGUAAAAGAGAGAAAGUAGAUGGAAUGAAGUAAAGAACACGCCGAGGUACUCAGCUCCAUCUUAAACAAAAAAUAUUGUACCAUAAUAAUAAUAAUGAUGAUGAUGACGAUGAUAAUGCUUAUGAUGCGGUUGCGCGGAAUGCGAGAAGCUAAUAAGGAGACAAAAGAGUAAAUAAAACGAGAUUUAAACAAAAAAGAAGAGGAAGAAAAAGCAAAAAAAAGAAAAAAAGGAGAAAGGAGAAGUGAAAUAAUAACAUUAAAAUAAACAAAAGAAGAAAGGCUAAGAAGCGAUAUUACCUACGAACCCGCUAUUAAUGCGAUUAAUUCAAAUAAAUUAACUACAAUUAAUAGCGAGCGAGAGCAUACCACGCCUACAGUAAACUACAGGUGUAGCAUACACGAUAAUAUUAUUAUCAAGACAGUUCAAUGUAAAUUGUUAUUUUUGUUGAAAUAAAAAUCACCUCCGUUAUAAUAACGA
Molecule: messenger RNA, 17228 nt
Organism: Bombus pyrosoma
Lineage: Eukaryota; Metazoa; Arthropoda; Insecta; Hymenoptera; Apidae
Gene: Smr
Product: nuclear receptor corepressor 2-like
Exons: 18
Coding region: 3386-10711 (2441 amino acids)
Biological process (GO): regulation of transcription by RNA polymerase II
Source: RefSeq, a predicted model, not a curated record